Messenger RNA from Somion occarium, 2156 nucleotides. NCBI's taxonomy places the organism in Eukaryota, Fungi, Basidiomycota, Agaricomycetes, Polyporales, Cerrenaceae. The record is from the annotation of a GenBank genome assembly.
GGCGGGGAGAGCAAUGACUAGAAUAGGCAGCCGCAGCCAUGCGCCCUCAGCUCGACGUUCAUUCCAACGUCCUACUACCUUUACAUUUGACUACUAACUAUUUGGAGAUUGCUUGGCCUUACCACCUCGCAAAGAGCGACUUCCCUGACUCCUGUCGUGGUAGCCACUUGCAACUAACGAACAACUUCCCGAUACCCUCGACGAUCGUGUCUACAAGACUCCGUUCUAAUUGAUACCUAAUGGACCCUUACGAAACUGAGAACCCCUUCGAGGAGGACACAGACCGUGUCCAGUCAGAGGCCUCUUCUGCGUACAGAGUCAACCUCUCCGCACCCUCUUCGCCUCCUAGUCAAUCAUCUAGGAUACCUUCGUCACCGUCAUUAGGUUCUGCUUCAAGGCCUGCCUUCCCAUCGUCGGGUUCACAUCGACAGCCUCAAGCGUACAAGAGUGAUUUUUGCUGUACGAGGGACCAGUGGCUUCAUUCUGGUGAGGAGGUGGAGAUUGUGAUUACUGAUGCCCUCAAGACCUCAGUCAACUCAUCAUCCACGUACAUUACCUACGUAAUCAAAUCAGGCACGGCUGAGGCGCAACACAGGUACUCAGAGUUCGAGUCGUUACGAACGAGUCUAGCCAGGCUGUAUCCAACUUUGAUAAUCCCGCCUAUACCCUCCAAGCAGACAAUCGGUGAUUAUGCCGUCAAACAGGCAAAGGCAAAGGAGGAUGCUGCUAUGAUCGCUAGGCGUAAACGGAUGCUGCAAACUUUCUUGAACAGGAUCGCACGACAUCCAAUAUUGUCGAACGAACAUGUCUUCCAUCGGUUCCUUGACGGAGAAGUGUCUUGGACUGAGGUCCUACAUUCACCCCCAUUAUCGCUUUUGCCAACUAACAUUCUGAAGGCGCCGUCACACAACCCAACGGACCAGAAUGCGUCACCCGGCUAUACGGCACUGCCUAACCCUUCAGCGACCCAUGCACUUCGGCGACCAGACCAGCGCUUCCUUGACUCGGAAGUCUUCACAAACAAGUUCGCCGCACACCUUAGUGGUCCUAUGGAAAAGGUUACGCGACGGACCAUGAAACGGUGGUCAGACUCUUCGCACGAUCAUGCGGAGCUUGGUGCGGCUCUCAAUGGAUUCAGUCUGAAUGAAUCAGGGCAGCUUUCAUCUGCAAUCGAGAAGACCGGUCAAGCGGUUGACGCUACAUACAUGUCUACAACACUUUUGCUGCAAGAGUUGGAGCAGAACUGGGCGGAACCACUUCACGAAUACACCCAGUUUGCCACAAUAAUUAAGAAGCUCCUCGUGUAUCGUCAUCAGAAACACGUCCAGUAUGAGAUGACGCAGGAGAAUUUGGAGGCUAAGCGUGAACAGCUCGAAGAACUCGAGAAGAGUGAACACGCUGCAAGGCGAUUGGAGGAAGCUCUCGGUCGGGGACGCACAAGUGCCGACUCCCCUCGCACAGAGGAUGGCACCCCAUCAAGUGGAGACAAUAGCAGAGCUGACACUGGGUACCUUCCUCCACACCCAGGUCCGAACCCCGUUCGGAGAAGAGCCCCUGGAAUGGGAUUUUUGAGUGCGUUGAGUUACACGCUUCAUGGGAUGAUGGACGUGGAUCCAGCAACAGCUCGGCGGAAUGCGAUCAGUAAAGCCCGAGAGCAGAUCUCAUUGCUGGAAGACGCUUUGCAUUUGUCUGCACAAGAUCUCAAAUACUCUAGCUCGACCAUUCAGGCCGAUUUGGAUCGCUUUCAGAGACAGAAGGUUGCGGAUAUUCGCGAGAUGGCAAUUAGCAUGGCGAAGAGCCAUCGUGAUUGGUGCAAGAAGGUUAGUCGAGAAUAUAUUAGGUUUUACGUGGUACCGCUCAUCGGCUCAUGCCUAACUUUUCUGUCACAGAACCUUGAAGCAUGGGAGGAAGCGAAGCGGGAAGUGGAGAAGAUUCCUGAUCACCCGAACCGUAUGCUCGAGGAAAUUGUAGAGGAUUCCGGCGGCGUAGCUAAUGGUUCACGGGAGUCGACUUCGACGAUCGACGGACAUUGAGCGGAUACGCUGCAUGGAUGAUUCUCCUCUGUUACGUAUGGUUGUAAAGUAUAAUUGCAGGGUGAUCUUGACGAGAUUAUUACGAUUGCUACGGGAACGAUACAUUGACCCUGAGAGCAUUCC